Messenger RNA from Drosophila serrata, 510 nucleotides. RefSeq names its product putative RNA polymerase II subunit B1 CTD phosphatase RPAP2 homolog. The record is from RefSeq and is a predicted model, not a curated record. Gene Ontology annotation, molecular function: RNA polymerase II CTD heptapeptide repeat phosphatase activity; RNA polymerase core enzyme binding. Gene Ontology annotation, cellular component: cytoplasm; nucleus. NCBI's taxonomy places the organism in Eukaryota, Metazoa, Arthropoda, Insecta, Diptera, Drosophilidae.
UCGGUGCAGCUCUAUCGACUCAAUUGUUGUUAAAUUAAAAUUGCAAAAACCAAAGGAAAUGACGACGGAAAAGGGCGAUCAACUGAGGCAACAGCUCAUCGCGGCGGUGGUAAAAAAGCGCGCGGCUUUAGCGCGGGCCCAUGCUGUUGUUGUGCGGCUUAUGGAGCCGGGAAUACCGGAGGGCGAGUUCCUGUCUCUGCUCUGGGAGAUUGGCCCGUCGAAUUACGACGAUGUGGUGGAUGAGCGGGAUAUAAACAAACUAUGCGGCUAUCCGCUAUGCUCCAAUCUUCUAGAGAAGGUCCCCAAGCAAAAGUACGCCAUUAGUGCGUCCAAAAACAAAGUUUACGAUCUAACAGAGCGCAAGAAAUUCUGUUCCGGACACUGUUUCAAGGCCUCCGAGUAUGUGAAGGCCCAGGUGCCCACAUCGCCGCUAUGGUUGCGGGACAGGGAGACGAGACCCAGCUUUCAGUUGCUGCCAAAAGGUAUUUGACUACCCUUACCUAGCACUCA